This is a messenger RNA of Talaromyces marneffei, 2907 nucleotides long. RefSeq lists its product as uncharacterized. Bases 1 to 2907 code for a protein of 968 amino acids. Gene Ontology annotation, molecular function: protein binding; RNA binding. The record is from RefSeq and is a predicted model, not a curated record. The transcript has 3 exons. Gene Ontology annotation, cellular component: 90S preribosome; small-subunit processome; t-UTP complex. Gene Ontology annotation, biological process: maturation of SSU-rRNA from tricistronic rRNA transcript (SSU-rRNA, 5.8S rRNA, LSU-rRNA). NCBI's taxonomy places the organism in Eukaryota, Fungi, Ascomycota, Eurotiomycetes, Eurotiales, Trichocomaceae.
AUGGAGCUCCAUCGCUGCCGUUUCGUUCCCUACAAUCCCCAAGCUAUCAAUGCCCUCGAAUUCUCGCACCCCCCCUCCUCCAAAGCCGCCGGCCAAGGCGCGCAAACUCUUCGUCUCGCCGUCGGUCGAGCAAACGGCGACAUCGAGAUCUGGAACCCAUUACGUGGCGCCUGGUUCCAGGAAACCAUUAUCCGUGGCGGUAAAGGUCGGAGUAUUGAGGGUCUCGCAUGGACGCUAGAUCCGUCCGAAGAUGCGCCUGACGGGAGUGGAUUGAGAUUACCGGGUCGUUUACGGCUUUUCAGUAUUGGAUACACGAAUACGGUGACCGAGUGGGAUUUGGAGAAGGGGAAACCCGCGCGGCAUUCGAGUGGGAGUUAUGGAGAGAUUUGGUGUCUUACGGCGCAGCCUAGAUGGGCUCCUUCAAGUGAGAAAGGUGCUCCCGCGGAAGGGGAAUAUACAGGUCAACAUUUGGCGAUUGGAUGUGCUGAUGGAUCGAUUGUGAUUUUGUCGACCGCCGACGACGAUUUGAGAUUUGUUCGGCGACUAAAUGCAUCCGUCACUAAGAAUGUGCGUGUGCUCAGCAUCACGUUCCAAAACCGACAUGUCCUCGCUGCCGGGUACGCCGAUAGCUCUAUCCGACUGUUCGAUAUUCGAAAUGGACGUCUUUUGCGAACGGUGUCGCUUGGUCGUGGACCCAUAGGCGGACCCAAGGAUAUUUUGGUCUGGAGUGUCAAAUCCCUACCCGAUGGUACCUUGGUCUCUGGAGAUUCGACCGGCGAAAUCCGUUUCUGGGACCCGAAAAACUACUCACUUGUGCAAAGGAUACGGGGUCACCAGGCUGAUGUGCUGGAUGUUGCUGUUAGUAUUGACGGGGAAACGGUUGUUAGUGGUGGAGCAGAUCGACGGACGGUGUUGUAUCGAUUGAAACCGGGCAAGAAGAAUGAUAAAUCGCGUCGAUGGAUGGAGGUUAUGCAUCGACGAUAUCAUACGCAUGAUGUUAAGAAGUUUGCGGUAUAUGAGUCGAAGGAUAUGAGUAUUGCUGUUUCUGGAGGACCCGAUGCAUCCCUCGUCGUUCUUCCUCUACGCGAAUCUGGAAAAGAGCAUCAUAGGACGCUUUCCAGUCUCCCUCAGAUUUGUCAACUUGCCUCCGGUUCGUCGUCUAGGUUUAUGAUGAGUUUCUGGGAAAGGGAAGUCAGGAUAUACAAAAUCGCGCCUGAGAGCGGAGCAGAUGCAGAGAGCCAGAGAAAUCAACUAGUCGGCAGAGUGUUGAUUCCAGGCGACGAAAACAUCACUUCAGCCGCCCUCUCGACCGAUGGCAGUCUUCUAGUCCUCUCUACAACGACCACAAUCAGAAUGUUCAGUCUCUCUGAAAGAGAAGACGAAGAUGAGGAAAACGCAUUGCAUAUCAAAGACGUCAAACUCCCUCGCCAAAUCACCGACGACGGCGCCCGUAAUGUAUCCUUGUCACCGGAUCUUCGAUGGCUAUCGAUCAUUCGACCAAGCAAUGAGAUAUAUCUCGCAAGAUUGUCCGUCACAGACACCGAUGCGGGCAAAGACGUGCAAAUCAACCCAAAGAUUCUGCGACUACAGCGAUCAUCUGGUCGAACACAGACGUUACGGGGUAUCAACCAGGGUACACUCGGCGACUACGAACGAACCAUUCGCACAAUCACAUUCAGCAGUGAUAGCAAACUCUUUGCGACUGGCGACUUGGCAGGUUUCGUGGAUUCCUGGGUCCUUGAAGACGUCUCAGAGCAGCCCAAGAAAUCAGCCAACGGAAACACAUCAUCUGAUGACGAAUCCUCCGACGAUGAAGACGACGUCGAAAGGAUUAUCGACGGCCAACGCUGGAAACUCCUCGCGCAAAUGCCCUGUCUCCAUUCUGGUAUAAUAUUCAUGUCUUUCCGACCAGCCACAAAAUCCGCUGCAGAAGACCGUCUACUCAUCCUCACCAGCAAACACCAACUAACAGAAUACGAAGUCCUGGCCAGCAAAUUCUCGGACUGGUCCCAACGAAACCCCAAAUCGUGCCUUCCCGAAGAAUUCAUUGGACUCAAAGACCGCGCCAUCGGCGGUGUUUGCGAAGUUUUCCAGGGUGCGCCGAAACUGCUGUUAUAUGGGCCGUCGUGGAUGUGGAUGUUUGAUCUCACGCAUGAUUUCCCGUCGCAGUCCGUUGAUACUGAUGAUAUCAAGAGAGGGACUGCAGGAAUGUCGGACGCAGCUCUCGCUAUUGAGCUCGUACAAGCAGCCAUGGGAAAGCGUAAGCGCGACAACGAUAACAAUGAUGAACUCGAUGAGAGAGACGAAUUCGAUGUCAACGGCGACGAAAAUGAGCACUGGCGCAGAAAAUACAACAGCGGAGCAGGGGAUCUAAUCCCCAGGUCCCAAACAACGGUGUCCAUGGGCACGAAAAUGCGCAAAAUCACGGGUAAUCGUCAGAAUAGUAAGGGACAAUGGAUUGAUGUUGAGAAACACCGUCUUCAUCAACACAACAAUGACAACGAGGGCGAGGAAGAUAGUCAUCCGUUCUUUGCAAAUGGAGAACCGGAUUUUGCCCAGCUACGCCGUCAGAUCGCCAACGAUACCACCGCCACCCUCCUUGAUGAGAAGGAAGCAGAUCAGACACCCAAGAAAUUGACAAACGGCGCCUCCUUCGCAGUCGUCAUAAACCAAACAUCCCAAAACCCCGAACAAGAACAAGAACAAGAACCAGACUCCAAACAAACAACUAUAUUCUGGCAUUCGUACAAAUUCCGAGACAUUCUAGGCGUAUUACCGCUAGGCUCAACUUCUCAUAUCGAUCUUGUUUCGACCUCGAGCAGAGACAAAAGUGUGGAAUUGGCAGUUAUCGAGAGGCCGAUGUGGGAUAUGGAUUUGGGUGAGAGAUAUGUUAAGGAUUAUGAGUGA